Molecule: messenger RNA, 1273 nt
Organism: Acanthoscelides obtectus
Lineage: Eukaryota; Metazoa; Arthropoda; Insecta; Coleoptera; Chrysomelidae
Source: the annotation of a GenBank genome assembly
CAGGUAUUAUAAUUAUUCUAAUGAAAACAGUUUCAUCACUUCAUGGUCAACUGCAAGUUCUAGUACGAAGUGUAUUAGUCAUCUCGUCAGCUGUGCAUUUUCAAAGCUCAGAUUUCGUUUUCCAAUCGCUGAUUGCUAGAUACCGCAAAGCCUCAUACUUUUUAAAAGGAAUCGACCAUGUAACGCGAUACUUAAGCAAAUAUGCCUAGCCGCUUUUACGAUAAGAUAACAAAACAUUCAGUCCGCUAUUGCACCCAGUAUGACAAAAGAUAGGUUAGGUGAGCUCUUAAAGGCGCAGAAGACCAGUAAGAAGGAUGUCGAGCUUGACGUUGAACAAGUAAGUUUUUAGCGGGAUAUAAGUAGAGAAAAGAGACAACGCCUUAUAAACCUACCUUUUCCAGGAAAAUAACAAUGAGGGAGGGAAAAGUGACUUGAAAAAGACGUUUGAAAGGGCUGAAGUGAUAAGCCAAUGGUUGCAGGGCAUUGAAAAAAACGUUGAAGCUAUCAAAGAAUACGAAAGUAGGAUCAAUGACCUUAUGUAUAAUCAAACAGACCUCAACGAGAAAAUCGACACCUUAUUCCAAAACAACACCAGCAUCUGCCACAAAAUCAAUGGAAAACUGAAGGAAAUUGAUGAGGAGUUAAAACAAACUGCUGAAGACUCUGCAGAGGGCAGAAUCAAAGCAAUACAGUACAACACCCUCAAAACACGAUACAUAGAAACUUUCAAAAGCAACAACAAUGCAUUGGAAAAUUAUAGAAACGUACAAAAGGCAAACUUGGAUGCCCAACUCAGAGCCAAAGGGAUUCGAAUGACAGAUGAGGAACUUGUGCAUUUAUUGGAGGAGAACACUGACAUGCAACUGUUUACUGACAACAUAAUUGCAGAUACCAUAGAAGCAAAAAGACAAUUAAGGGAUAUCGAAGAAAGACAUCAACAAUUAUUGAAGAUCGAACGGAUGUUGAUGGAGAUUCGAGAUUUAUUCUUGCAAAUGGCCAUACUGGUUGAUACUCAGCAAGAGCUAAUUGAUAGAGUAGAAUACCAAGCACAGGCUGCGCGGGAUUUCGUUGCAAAGACACCGAAAAUCUUACAGGACGCUAGCAAAAAGAAAAGGAAUUAUUUGAAGUGUAAAAUAUACAUGGGGAUUACAAUACUUAUACUAGUGGUGAUACUUUUGAUAAUGCUGCUGAAGUGAUUUUUGUUAUUAUAGGACUUAUAUUUUGUAACUAAUUUAUUGAAUAAACAAUACCUGAGACGGAUUAUCUUUUAACA